This is a messenger RNA of Gaeumannomyces tritici R3-111a-1, 852 nucleotides long. RefSeq lists its product as hypothetical. The record is from RefSeq and is a predicted model, not a curated record. The transcript has a single exon. NCBI's taxonomy places the organism in Eukaryota, Fungi, Ascomycota, Sordariomycetes, Magnaporthales, Magnaporthaceae. Bases 1 to 852 code for a protein of 283 amino acids.
AUGGCUCAACCCAUCAUGGCAACGCUUCUCCUGGCAGCUACUGCCUUCCCCCUGCUCUCCCUCGGAGCUCCCCUGGCGGCCCCCUGCACCAAGGUAGAUCUCCUUGCUGCAGCAGACGCCUACGUCGCCGCCCAGACCAUAGGCAACCUCUCCGCCCUCGCCGCCUUCGCCGGCACGGACGGCUGGACCUACGUGCAAAACAACCAGCCCACCGACCCCUCCUCCCGGGCCAGCGUGCUCACCAAGCCCCUUGUCAUCGACCACCGCCGCACCAACACGGACCUCGUCCAGUGCGCGACCUACACCGAGCUCAUCUCCGCAUCCGGCCCUUACGUCAUCGGCACGCAGAUCCACCACUCCCCGUCGAACCCCUCAAAGAUCUCCCUCGUCGACAGCGUCGCCUCGACGCGCGGCAGCUGGCUCUUCGACGCCGCCAAGACCCUCUCAUAUGCGCGCGCCGAGUCCUGGGCGCCCAUCCCGAAGCCCCGGCAGGACGCGCGCGCGGCCAUCAAGGCCGCGGGGGACGCGUACAUGGACAUGUGGAGCGACGCGGCGGCGCACCUGGCCGUGCCGUGGGGCGCGCCGUGCGCGCGGCUCGAGGGCGGGGCGUACACGGACGGGAAGGGCGCGGGGUCUGAUACGUGCUCGCUGGGCAUCCCGUCGAACCACUCGCAGGCGCCCAAUUCGCGCAGGCGGUACGUGGUGGACGAGGAGAUGGGAUCCGUCAGCAUCCUGUGCGUGUGGGAGCACAUGAUGGACGCGGCCGACUCGCACGAGUUCAGGCUCGAGGGCGGGAGGCUGCGCUACGUGCACACCAUGACGGAGUGCGGGGGGAGGACGUGCCGGCUGUGA